Messenger RNA from Bactrocera latifrons, 6203 nucleotides. It is a transcript of the gene Pkn, whose product is annotated as serine/threonine-protein kinase N. Bases 909 to 5615 code for a protein of 1568 amino acids. Gene Ontology annotation, molecular function: ATP binding; small GTPase binding; protein serine/threonine kinase activity. The record is from RefSeq and is a predicted model, not a curated record. NCBI's taxonomy places the organism in Eukaryota, Metazoa, Arthropoda, Insecta, Diptera, Tephritidae. The transcript is spliced from 13 exons. Gene Ontology annotation, biological process: protein phosphorylation; signal transduction.
UCGAAGCCGGUCGUCGGUUGGCGGCACUUGCAGCGUACAUAUUGGGCUUUCAUUCGGUACGAAAUCUUGAAACAUUGCAGCCACAUAUCGGCUGGACGCUCGCUUCGCGGUUAAUGUUUGUAGUGCGAGCGCAGUUGUUGUUGCCGUCAUCUUCGUCGUCGUGAAAGUUGUGUCUACUAUUUACUUUUAUUAUUUGGUGGUGUUGUUGCUAUCUGCAAGAAAUUAUUCACGAAAGCGACACACAUGCAUAUGUGUAGUUGUUGUCAUUCUACGCCUCCUUAAGCGCUCCUGAUGACGCAUAGCGCCGUACGGUCGUAAACUCUUAAUAGAAUACCUUAAAAAUCGACGCGAACACACGUACAACUACAUGCGUGCAUCCGCACCAAUACAAACGCAAGUGCUGCGCGCAUUCUGCAUUACGGCCCACGGUGAAGUGUGUCACUUGUGAAGCAAUGAAAAGUACGAAAAUGCAUUUGAUUCGGAGAGCGGCGAACGCGAGCUCCUAUCGGGAAAUAAAAAUGCGCAAAGUUCAUGGUCAACUGUUGUCACAGAACGCGUCUACGCGCCGCUACAGCGGCAGCCGUGUUGGCACACGCCCACGCGUGCAAUUUCGUGAUUGAGCCGAAUCGUGUUCAUAAUAUUUUCGACUAGUGCAACGAGUCCACCACUUUGAGGAAAAGUUUCGCUUUAUUAAGCGCUGUGCGAUAGUGAUGAAAAACUCGUUCGCGGCCGCAGAGCGCAAAAAAGAUAAAAAAAAUAUAAAACAUUUACUAGCCAAUACUAAAAAUAUAAAAUAUCCUCCAAAGCUAUAGUUAAACCAUACAAUUAUGUCCAAAGUGCUGUGUUUAUUACGUUUAAAGCUAAAAAAUAAUUUUUACAAUACCAAUUGCUGUGAUUAAAUUGGAAUUAUGACGUCCAUUACAAUGAAUAUGGUUUUCUUAAAGGAUUUACGAACGCGCAUCAGAGGAUAUAUACACGGUGACUACAUUAAACAUCCCGUCCUUUACGAACUCAGCCAUAAAUAUGGCUUCACCGAUAAUCUUCCCGAGAGUGCGCUGCCUAACCGCCUCGAGGAAAUCAAAGAGGCGAUACGGCGUGAAAUCCGCAAAGAGCUGAAAAUUAAAGAGGGUGCCGAGAAGUUGCGYGAGGUAGCCAAAGAUCGACGCUCCCUGAACGACGUGGCUUCAAUUGUGAAGAAAAGCAAUAGCAAAUUAGCCGAGUUGAAAUCGGAGUUGCAAGAAUUGGAGAGUCACAUACUCCUAACCCAGGGCAACUCCGUGAGCAAUGGCAGAGAUGGCUACUCCUCGAAUCUAUCCACGCCAACGUCAACAUUGGGCGGCAGCGUCAGCAGCUUGGGCGGUGGCAAUGGCGGCCUUAUUGGCGGCGGUCACGAACAGCUUUCGACGAACGAUAAAAUGCUUAUCUCACUGGAGAAGCAACUAAAUAUCGAAAUGAAAGUAAAGAAUGGCGCUGAGAAUAUGAUACAGUCAUUGGCGAAUGGCCAUCAUGGGCGUGACAAAAAGCUCUUGGCUGAGGCGCAACAAAUGUUGGCCGAUUCCAAAGCGAAAAUUGAGUUCUUGCGGUUACGCAUCCUCAAAGUAAAGCAGAACAAGGAACACGCUCAUAAAUUGUCCGCGCAGGCAGCCAUAGCGGCUAGCGGCGACGGCGAGAAUGGUGGGCAGCCGCAACGGCUGGAGACAACGCUCGAGGAGCGCAUCGAAGAGUUGCGGCAUCGCUUACGCAUCGAGGCCGCCGUCGUGGAUGGAGCAAAGAAUGUGAUACGUACCCUACAGAAUAACAAAGUGCCCGAUAAGAAGGCGUUGCAAGAGGCAAAUAUAAGCCUUAGUGAGUCUUCACGUAAGCUGGAUCUGCUAAGGCACUCGCUUGACUUGCGACGUCUGGAAUUGCCCGUGGAUUCACCGGCCGCACACCAACUAAAAUCGGAGCUGCAGUCGGUACAGCAGGCUUCGUCGCCAAUUCCAGUCACAUACACGUCCCUGCAACCCUUUCACGGCGGUCUGUUGGGCGGCAAACCAUACCAACAAGUCUCCUCACUCGGCCGUUGCGCCAGCGUAUCCGGUAAGCUUGAAGUGCGUUUGAUGGGGUGCCAAGAUUUGCUUGAAGAUGUGCCUGGACGUUCGCGACGCGAUAAAGAUAACAAUUCCAGUCCGGGAGAUUUGCGCAGCUUCGUUAAGGGUGUAACGUCCCGCAGCAGUUCGAAGAGUUAUUCAGUCAAGGAUGAGACAUCGUCUGAAAUAAUGGCAGUCAUAAAGCUAGAUAAUAUAACGGUGGCGCAGACAUCUUGGAAGCCUUGCUCGCAACAGGCUUGGGAUCAGCGCUUCUCCAUCGAUCUAGAUCGUUCCCGUGAACUGGAAAUUGGCGUUUACUGGCACGACUGGCGCUCCUUGUGCGCUGUGAAAUUCUUGCGUUUAGAAGAGUUCAUUGACGAUGUGCGACAUGGUAUGGCAUUGCAAUUGGAGCCGCAAGGUCUGCUAUUUGCCGAAAUAAAAUUCCUCAAUCCGAUGAUAUCGCAAAAACCGAAGUUGCGUCGCCAGCGUAUGAUAUUCAAUAAACAACAAGUGAARAACAUACCACGUGCAAAGCAAAUGAACAUCAAUGUGGCCACAUGGGGCCGUUUGCUGAAGCGCAAURCACCCUCCAGUUCGCACCUCGCCACCGAAGGCACAACACGCGGUAAUUCACGCGACAGCGAAUCGCCCAUUUCACGCUCACCCUCGUCCGGGACAAUCGAUGCCGAACCCGAACCAUAUUCACCCGGCCAGCAGGCACGUAAUUUGGAAUAUGAUCCCGACGCGGGUGUGCACGAUCACGUCGAAACACCUGGUGAAUGUCCUGAUCCCGAAGUGAGCGGUCUGAGUGGCAUGCGACCACUUUCGAUGCAGGGCAUUGCAGUGCUGCCACCGGAAGUGCCUUCACAACCUACACAAUCUUCUACACCACAACAACAGCAGCAGCAGCAGCAACAACAUUUAUCUACGAAAAACAAUAACUUGCAUUUGCAGAUCGCCGGGAAGCAUAGCUCAAAGACAACUGCUGAAGUUGUCGGCGGCAUGCCGCUGGGCUCGAGACCCACUUCGAAAUUGCCAACACCCACGCAGACGCAGCCGCCACCCAUUCCGACCACGGCGCCACCUAAACUCGAUCCAGAGUUACAGAGCGCAUUGCGUGAAUUCGAUUUUCUCAAUCAAAUGGACUCACAGCCCAAUACACUGCAACGGCCGGUGCAUCAAUACAAUCGACAACAACAACAACAGCAACAGCAUGCGCAACAGCAACCACCAACACUGCAACCGAAACCCCAACAACAGCCCAUGCAGCAGCAGUACAUUGYCUCGGCCGCCCAACAAACACUCCAGCCAUAUCACACACUGCCCACUCACCAGCCAAUGCCAUUGCAGCAGUACCAGCMACCGGUCGCUGGUGGUCAGGGUCGCCAGCAGGGUUCAAUGCCAACAACUCCUGAAGCCAAUAGCCAAUCGGUGGUGGCCCCGCAUUUCGUUAAUACAGCAGUGGCGAAUAAUAAUAGUAAAUACAAUGUGCCGCAUGUGGCACGCCAAACUAGUCAAAGUAGUUUCAGAAACCAGCAGCAGCAGCAACACCAAAACUACAAUAAUAAUAAUAGCAAUGCAAAUGCGACGGUCGGUGGCAUGGCYAAUAUGUACCAUCGUCCAGUGCUGGCCAUGCCGCCGGUGAUAUUGAUGGGCGGCGAGCUGGGCUCCGUCGAUAUGACCAGUCCGAUAAUUGAGAUGCCACCGUCACCAGCGCCGAGCGCAUUGCCGAUUGUGGAGUAUCCCGAUGACGAUGAGUAUGCGGCGCUCGAUGUUGCGGCGACGAGUUACAGCACCGAUGCUGGUGAUCGUUUCUGUGUCGAGGCGCAUAUCAAUGUUGUACACAUAACAAUUGARCCUUUAACAACAACAUCAACUMCAACAACAACAAUAUAUCCAACAACCAUAACAACAACAAAAAGCAUACACAUUGCCGAUAGUAAACAGAAUGAGAUUAACACUUCGCCAACAACAACAACAUCGGCGACACUGACUGAUAAUGAAAUCGAAACCGAAAUCGAACUUGAAACGAAGAGUCUAAGCGAUUGCUUGAAAUCGAAUAAUGGUUCACCUCGUACUGAAUUAGUUACGGUGACGGAAGUGUACGACUACACAAUUGAAAGUGAGAAAUUAGGAACGAAAUGUGCUAAUGAAAAAUCAGUGCAGAUUAUACCACAAUUUGGCAAUUUAUCAGUCAACAGCAACAAUAACCAACAACAAAAGCAAUAUGUGCCCGACUCACCGAUUGUACAGGAGCCGCCAACACCCACCGUCUACGCACAGGCUGCGGUGCAGACGCCGCAUUUCCCACAGGCAGCCCAGCGUCAAGGCUACGCAGCGCCACCUGCAUCUGCUGCCUACCAGCAACAGCCCAUCUACCAGAAUCAAUACGAGCUCAAUGCGGCUGSAAUGCCGCCGCCGCCAGCCGUGGGCACAGGCGGACGUCGCAAUGUGGCACGCGGUUUACAGUAUCGCGACUCCGCUUACGAGUCACGCCGCCAAUCGCAAGCCAUCGGCGGCGGCGGCGGUGUGCCGCCAGGCAUGCUGUCCAUUGACAAGUUCCGGCUGCUGAGCGUGCUGGGGCGCGGACACUUUGGCAAGGUCAUAUUGUCGCAGUUGCGCAGCACCAACCAAUAUUAUGCCAUCAAGGCGCUGAAGAAGGGCGAUAUUAUAGCACGCGACGAGGUUGAGUCGCUACUGAGUGAAAAGCGCAUCUUCGAGGUAGCCAAUGCGAUGCGUCAUCCAUUUCUGGUCAAUUUGUACGCGUGUUUCCAGACCGAACAACACGUUUGCUUUGUUAUGGAGUAUGCGGCCGGUGGUGAUCUGAUGAUGCACAUUCACACCGAUGUGUUUUCGGAGCCGCGYGCCGUCUUCUAUGCCGCCUGUGUGGUACUCGGCCUACAGUAUUUGCAUGAAAACAAAAUCAUAUAUCGUGAUUURAAACUGGAUAAUCUACUUUUGGACACAGAUGGUUAUGUGAAAAUUGCUGAUUUCGGUUUGUGCAAGGAGGGCAUGGGCUUCGGCGAUCGGACGGGCACUUUCUGUGGCACACCGGAAUUUUUGGCGCCMGAAGUGCUCACAGAGACGUCGUACACACGCGCCGUGGACUGGUGGGGUUUGGGCGUACUGAUAUUCGAAAUGCUUGUCGGSGAGUCUCCAUUCCCUGGCGAUGAUGAGGAGGAAGUUUUCGAUUCGAUCGUUAACGAUGAAGUGCGCUACCCGCGAUUCCUGUCACUGGAGGCGAUUGCCAUUAUGCGUCGGUUAUUGCGCAAGAAUCCAGAACGCCGUUUGGGUUCUUCGGAACGCGAUGCGGAGGAUGUGAAGAAGCAAGCGUUCUUCCGUUCAAUCAGUUGGGAUGACUUGUUGCUACGUAAGGUGAAGCCGCCUUUUGUGCCGACUAUCAACCAUCUUGAGGAUGUAUCGAACUUCGAUGAGGAAUUCACCUCUGAAAAACCGCAGCUGACGCCUCCAAAGGAGCCAAGACAUUUGACUGACGAAGAGCAACUAUUCUUCCACGACUUUACAUACACCGCCGACUGGUGUUGAUAACUGGCAAAAGCGCAGCUCAAUUGAUUGUAAAAUACUGGGAGAGCGAGAACAGUGCGAAUGAAUUUUCCGCCUUGGUACUGCGAAUGUUGGUCGUUAUUUGGACACUUAUUUUACCGUUUGGAAUAUACGAUUUUGUAAAAUGCUUCGCUCUAACUUGUUCAAAUGUUUGGUGUGACCAUUGCUCUUUAAUUCGAUUGUGUAUUAGUUUAAGUAAACAGUAAUUUGAAUAGAACACAUAGCUCGGCUAGGUAUACAAAACAAUAUGCAUUAUUACAUAAUAAAAGAAGCAUGUUAUUUAAGAGAAGGUGAAAAAUUAUUUAUAAAGAAAAAACAACAAUUUUACAUACAUUAUACGCGAAUAAAAAUACAAAAAAAUAUUAAUGAUUUAUGUAGAGUUCAUUAAAACAUAAAAAAUCCCGAAAUUGAAGUUGGUUUAACUAAAAAAGGAUUUUCAAUGUUUGCUUUAAACAAAUUUAUUUAGAACUCAACUAAUUACGUGAGGAAUUUUUAAUAAUGUUUGACAACAAACAACCGACUAACAAAAGCAGCUAUUUGAAAAAUGUGCACCUAAGAAAGUAUACAAAA